Molecule: messenger RNA, 5564 nt
Organism: Tachysurus fulvidraco (yellow catfish)
Lineage: Eukaryota; Metazoa; Chordata; Actinopteri; Siluriformes; Bagridae
Gene: cadm1b
Product: cell adhesion molecule 1b
Exons: 11
Coding region: 370-1638 (422 amino acids)
Biological process (GO): susceptibility to natural killer cell mediated cytotoxicity; cell recognition; detection of stimulus
Cellular component (GO): synapse; plasma membrane; neuron projection
Molecular function (GO): signaling receptor binding
Source: RefSeq, a predicted model, not a curated record
AUAUGUUAAUGCGCGGGCAAAUAAAGAGAGAUGUCAAGUAAAACGCAGGUAAAAUAUACAUAUUGUUGCGCCUGAAAAUAAAAGCCAUUUGCUGCUAUUUUCACUCUGCGUGGUGGACGCAAAGAAAAAGCCAACGAAUGGGAAUCAUUUGGACGCAAUCCUUUUACACAGUAUCUGUCUUUUUUUUCUGCAAUUGAACACAUAAAUGUGACACAGUUCGGAAAUCCACUUUAGUUGGUGUACGGUGUGGUGUAUGGUUUCCCUGUUUCUCAUCCUCCUCCUCCUCCUCCUCCUCCUUCUCCGCAUCUCAUUAUCCUCCAGAGCGUCUCUAGGUGAUUUAGCGCCGCCAGUCUGGAGCAGGUGUUCAACAUGGCGAGCUUGGCGAGCGGAUCUCUCUCUCUCACACUCUUCACCUGUCUCGUUUUAACAGCUUUUCUGCGUGAAGGAGCUACCCAGAUAAUAACAGCACAGGGUCAGAACCUGGUGACGGCGAACGUGUCGGUGAUCGAGGGUGAAACGGCCACCAUCAGCUGCCGGGUGAAAAACAACGACGACUCAGUCAUCCAGCUCCUUAACCCCAACAGACAGACCAUUUACUUCCGAGAUGUCAGACCUCUUAAGGACAGCCGUUUUCAGCUGGUUAACUUCUCUGACAACGAGCUGCGUGUGUCACUGUCCAACGUGACGCUCUUGGAUGAGGGAAGGUACGUGUGCCAGCUUUACACGGACCCCCCGCAGGAGGCCUACGCCGACAUCACCGUCCUGGUUCCACCAGGCAACCUAAUCAUCGAGUCACGUGACGAUGUGGUGAGCGAAGGGAACGAGACCGAGAUAACCUGCACGGCCAUGGGCAGCAAGCCCGCCUCCAGCAUUGUGUGGAUGAAAGGAGAUCAGAUCCUACAAGGUGAGGAAACAGCCGAGGAGACGUAUGACAGGAUGUUCACCGUCACUAGCAGGCUCAGGCUCACCGUCUCCAAGGAGGACGAUGGAGUGGCCGUCAUCUGCAUCAUUGACCAUCCAGCUGUGAAGGACUUCCAAACCCAGAAAUACCUGGAAGUGCAGUAUAAACCAGAGGUAAAGAUUGUCGUGGAGUUUCCAGAGGGCCUGACAAGAGAAGGGGAAAACCUCGAACUGAGCUGCAUGGCAAAAGGCAAACCUCAGCCUCAUCAAAUUAACUGGUUCAAAGUAGAUGAUGAUGUUCCAUCCCACGCCGUGAUUACAGGCUCUGAUCUCCUCAUCGAAAACCUCAACAAGUCCUACAAUGGGACUUACCGUUGCGUGGCAUCUAACUUAGUUGGAGAAGCGUACGAUGAUUACAUCCUCUAUGUAUACGAUGUUCUCACCACAACCCCCUCACCCACUACUACAAUCAUCCACCCUGAUGCUGCCCAAGAUUCGAGAGCAGAUGCAGCUGCACAGAAAAUCGACCACGCUGUCAUCGGCGGAGUCGUCGCUGUGGUUGUCUUCGCCAUGCUCUGUCUGCUCAUCGUUUUGGGACGCUACUUUGCCAGACAUAAAGGUACCUACUUUACCCAUGAAGCCAAAGGAGCAGACGAUGCAGCUGACGCCGACACAGCCAUCAUCAAUGCCGAGGGAGGGCAAACCAACACGGAUGACAAAAAGGAAUAUUAUAUCUAACUCUGACUCUGUGUGUCUCUCCUGCUGGACUAGAAGUACGAGUUCUGUCGGGUUUGGAAGAAAGGGGGAGGGAAUGGGGUGGAGGGUUUUUGUGGGGGUUUAUGGGUUAUGGUUAUCAGACUGCAUUUAGACAACGAAGAAGAGAGAAGAGGAAAAGAAAGAGGAGCAAACGCUGCCAUCGAGACUGAAGAGGUGUAGGAUGGAGGGCUCACAUUUUCGAAACAAGCUUCACUAUCCGACACCUCCCAGCCGCCUCCCGCCGGUGCCAGUUUGGUUCAGUUUUUUUCAACAUUCGUGGAAAAAAAAAGAAAAAAAUAUUUGUGCCUUGUUCUAUUUAUUUCAAAAGCACCAACUUCUUGUUCCUGCACCCACGACUUGCCGGCAUACUGCUGGCUCUCUUAGCAGGCCCAAUCAGUCCACGCUUCUCCGACGCCCGCACACCAAACACACACUCCAGCGCUCACGCUGUUCCGCCGGUUAAACAGAACAAACGCUAAUACAAAUGAUGCCAUUCAGCCUCACAAGAACUGUUUACAUCUUUUUAAUGGGUCGGUUCCAAGUGAUUUAUUAGUUAUUCUUUUUUCUUGAACCCCUCUCCCCAAAAAAUACCCCCCUUCCCCCACAUAUUAGAUUUUUAAGGUGGGUGAUCUUGUUGUGACAAACCUGAGCUGAAAUCAGUUUUUUUUUUGUGCUCUUGCAUUAUUUAAUAGCUCUUCUGUAUGUGCAAAUAACCUGCUCGUGCUAGUGUUCAUUCAUUUUUUACUCUGUGUCGUAAAAACGCCCAGCGAGUGGUUUAAUGAUAAUUACAAUCACACAUUAAAAACGAAUGCCAAAGCAAAUAGUGAACUAACCACGGAUUGGAUGGAUAGCCCUCAUAUCAAACAAAAGACAUGCAGAGAUGCCAACAUUGCAAAAAAGAAAAAAUCAUAGCGGGCAAAAUUCAGAAUUUGACCACAAACUCCCUAACCUACUGUAUGUUUGUGUAAACCAGGGCAGGUUUUUUUGAUGUGUGCCAAGCAACAGUGAGAAAACAAGGCUUUGUGUUUUGCAACAGGAGAAAAAACGUUCACAUGCCGUCUGGAGAACUGGGGUUCAAAUCCCGACUCCAAAGAGAGCAAAAUCUCUGUGUUGUCUGGGAGGGAGGGACAAAAUGCUGUGUCUUUCCUGACAAUCGCAGUGACACUAGCCAAUCAUGUGAGCAUAUGUUUGUUGUACAGGAUAGAGUGUGUUACGUUGCAGUCUACAGAGACACGACUGGCUGAAUUUACGCAUGGUGGAGGAAGCAAGUGUUAUAGUUUACCCUUCCUGUAGGUAGCUGCUGAUAUCACGAGAGCUGACGUUUGUGUAGAACAAAAUUGAGAAGAAAAUAUCCGAGAAAACAGCACAAUUUGGCCUGUAUUAUAAGCAGCUACUUAAGUUUUGUCUGAUCUAAGAAACCAUCAUCUUGUUGGCUGAAGGUCAAGGAAUGUGAAUUCAUAGGGCAAAGUUCACACAGAUAAAGUAAAGGAUAAAGUAAAGUCCUGCACGUCUCGGGGUAAAGUCUUUCACAGCUCGUGCUUUCCCCUUCAGUGAAUUGACCUUUCUUCGUUCUCGAAUUUUAUUCACGCUCAGCCAGACCGUUGGUUUAACUGAAAAAGCAGGAAAGCAUUGCUUUCAUAUCACCAGGCCAAGAGGUCAAAAAUCAUAAAUGCUACAGCUACGCCGCAUAUGUUGGCACCUCUGGACAUGUUUCAGACUACAAAGCAGCUCUGUGUGAUUUCUCACACAGAGCUGGCACCUGAAACCCGAGAGUAGGACUGGUUAAUACUGAGACUGGUUACAUUUAUAAGUGCACCCCUUAAACAAAACUAGAGUAACAGAAGACCUACAUUCAGAUUCAGUCUGUAAAAUCUGAGCCAUUUGACCUGUGUGUGUGUGUGUGUGUGUGUGUGUGUGUGUGUGUGUGUGUGUGUGUGUGUGUAUGGGGCCUCCUACCAGCUUAAUAUGUUUAAAAAUCUACUCUUUAUCAAUAACAUUCCUCCUUUUUGUGUAUGACUCUGGAGGCCUUAUAUAUUUUUAUUCCUUGUUUUUAUCCUUUUUUCCCCUCCAUUGUGUUUCUUCACAUCUAAGGAUAGUAUAUGAUUAGUAUAGAAUAUAUUAAGUAACAUAGAGCAGUAUUUGAAGAAGUCGGCAUACUUUUUACAUAUUGGCAUUCUCAUGGCUGCACAUCAUUUUAUCGGUGGUGGAGUUAUUAUGGGAUGUAGAGAAUGUUGUUAAUUUUUCUUUUGUUGUAUAAAUAAAUGGCUGAGUUUAUUUAACAGGAUUUUAAAACCGGAAAUUAAUGUGGCAAUUUAGAAAUGGUAAUAUAUUCUGAUAUAUUUAUGUCCGUCUCUGCCUUGCUUUGUUUGUUUGUAAAGUGUUUUCUGGGUUAAUUUGAACGUACAGUGCUUUUGAUCUCACUCACCUACAUUGCUGAGGAACUGAAGAGCUGACGGGAACUAUGUUUUAAAAUGUUUCAGACGUCUCCCAGGGGUGGAUAAUCACACAGGUAGAUUUUCUAUCCAGUAGGUUCAACCAGAAAAAGAACAAAAAAUAAACAACAAGCAAAAUGUGCUUAAUGGUGGUGUGAUGCAUCCUGUUGCUAUAGCGAUUGCUGCCCUUUCAAUUUCCCACCACUCACAGCACUACACAGGCAGGUUGAGGUGCAAUGUGGUUGACUGAAUGAUGGAUUUUACAUCACAGAUUAAUUGACAUCUAGAGAUAGUUACAUUGUACAAGUAACAUUGUAGUAACGUAUAUCAAGGGAAAUAAAGACGCUCGGCAGACCAGCACACCACAUCCGCACACUACAUCUCACAGCCAAAACUUGCUGAGGCAUAAACACAGUGUCCUACAUGAUCAGAUACUUAUUUGUUUCCUUUCAGUCUGUAUUAAAGCACCUACUAUAUAAUGGUAGCUACAAACUUUUUGUUUAUGGUUUGUGUUUGCAUUUGCUUCUUUUUUAUGUUAAUUAUUCAUAUUGUUUGUUAGCUACCACAUUUUGUUUGUACAACACUAUUUUUAUUUGUUUUAUGUUUACCAUUACUUUAGUUUGUUUUGUUAGCUGCUACAUUUUUAAUGUUUUUAAAAUACACACCAUUUUUUUAGCUAUCAUUUUGUUUAUGUUUUAUGUCAGGCACCAAAUUUUAUACCUGCCAAUUUUGUUUGGUAUAUUAUAUAUACCACUAUUUGUUUGUUUUGUGCUAACUAAAAUGUUGUUUGUUUUCCCCACUUUUUUGUUUGUUUUGUUACUACUUUUUGUUUUUUAGCUACCACUUUUGCUUGUUUUAUGUCAGUUACCUUUUGUUCAUGUUUUGUUAGCUAUUUUGUUUGUUUGAUUGGAUUUUACUACUAUGUUGUAUGUUUGAUACCACAUUUUGUUUGUUUCAUGUUAUACUUUGUUUUAUGUUAGCUGCCAUUUUUGCUUAUGUUACAGUAACUGCGAAAUCUUUUAUGUUUAAUGUUAGCUACCAAAUUUGUUUGUUUUAUGUUAGCUACCACACAUGUUUAUGUUUUAUCUUAGCCACCACAUAUGUUUAUGUUUUAUCUUAGCUACCACAUAAGUUUGUGUUUUAUCUUAGCCACCACACAUGUUUAUGUUUUAUCUUAGCCACCACAUAUGUUUGUUUUAUCUUAGCUACCACAUAAGUUUGUGUUUUAUGUUAGCUACCACAUAUGUUUAUGUUUUAUGUUAGCUACCACAUAUGUUUAUGUUUUAUGUUAGCUACCACAUAUGUUUAUGUUUCUUGGCAGCCAAAACAUGCAGCACAUCAGAGUUUUUACCUGCCCGAUGCAUUAGCUCAUAACUUUAUAGUUUAUCCACUCCUGUUUUAUCAUCUGAGGAAUAGUUCAUGUUGAAGCUUAUCUAAAUGUCUACAUUACAGACCUUGAUAUAAAGGACAUUAAUA